This is a messenger RNA of Paramacrobiotus metropolitanus, 1242 nucleotides long. RefSeq lists its product as uncharacterized. The record is from RefSeq and is a predicted model, not a curated record. Gene Ontology annotation, cellular component: mitochondrial outer membrane. Lineage: Eukaryota; Metazoa; Tardigrada; Eutardigrada; Parachela; Macrobiotidae. Gene Ontology annotation, biological process: mitochondrial fusion; mitochondrial fission. The coding region runs from base 126 to 977 and encodes 283 amino acids. The transcript has 6 exons.
UCUUCGGCGGAUUGAAUCACUGACGCGAAUUUUUGUAGCCAUGAAAAAGACUAGUUAAUAAUCUUAAAAUUUAGCACAUCAGCUCCCAAAUUUUUUGUUGUUGCGUAAUUAUUUUGGUUUUCACAAUGGCUUCCAGUGGCCAGAUACCUGAUCGGCAAAUCACUUUGUAUCAUUUUCAGUCCUCAUAUUUCAGCCAAAUGGCUAGAUUGGCAUUUGUGGAAAAACACAUCGCUUAUGUGAGCAAAAUUGUAAAUAUACUUCAAGGAGAAACAUACGCUCCAGAUUUUGUGGCCAUCAGUCCGGCGUGUGAAGUUCCGGCUAUCACUAUAUCAAAUGGUGACAGUAUUACAGCCAUCAGUGGAUCGCAAGAGAUUAUCGACUACCUGGAUAGCAUUACCACCGAUCCUGACCCAUUUUACAAUCAGCAGAAGGAGCAAAUAAAUGCAUUCCGACAACGAUGCGUUGAUCUUCCCAUGGCCGAAAUUACACUGGGAAUCGUUCGACAUCCGCAUCUUCUCGAGGGAACUAAAAUUCCUCAAAAUGUUAUCGAUAAUUUUUCGCGAAGAGUUGACCGGAAGCAGCUUAUGAUUGACAACAUUCAGCGGUAUCCACAUCUGGCCCACUUCUAUCAGACCAAACUGCAGCGAGUAAUUGAGGUGGAAAACAAUUCGGACGAAAACACACUGCGGGAAUUAUUAGCCGAUUUGGACACCUUUCUGGAUCAGGUUAAUGCGCAGUUGCGCACUGCUGCUCGGAUGCAUGGUGAUCACGACGGAAAGCAUUACGAUGGAUGGCUUUUCGGGCGAAACUUCUCCAAUGCCGAUAUUGCCUUGGCCACACUGCUGGCGCGAUUGGAUCUUUUGGGAAGAGCGGGACACUUUUGGGAUAUGACGGAAAGAGUGUUUCUAGCCGAUUAUUACCGACGGCUAAAAGAAAGGCCGUCAUUUCAACAGGAAUGUGUGACUAACAUGUCAUAAGAGCACGUUUCCCGAAAUGGAGUAACUAGUGGAUGGAAUAUUGUCGGCCGGAUCGAGUUAUGAGGAUGGUGUCAAAUUAGACGCUACUAUACCUAGAACGAAGUAGAUACACUUAACUUACUUUUUUAUCUUUUUUAUAUUUUUUAAAUUUUUUUCAGGCUGUUGUGAGUCUGCAUAGCAGCUGAUUGCUUAUUGUUAGAAAUAUUGUGUUAUCCUUAUUGUUUUUGAGUCCUUUUUUCUGUUAUCAAACGGCUGCUCUUAUACA